AUGAGCAUCGAGCCUCGAUUACAACCACAAGUCGACAUGACUUUCAAAAUUCUCAUUAUCGGCGAAUCUGCUGUUGGGAAGACGGCAAUAUUGGAGCGGUACUGCGACAAUGAGUUCCACGAGGAACUCAUUUCAACCAUUGGUGUCGAUUUCAAAUCGCGUGUGAUUAACUACAAAGGCAAAACGAUUAAAUUACAAUUAUGGGACACUGCUGGACAGGAAAGGUUCCGCAAUAUCACGUCGAGUUAUUACCGCGGUACCCAUGGAUGCCUGAUUGUGUACGAUGUCGAGGAAGUUACUACAUUUGAAAAAGUAUCGUAUUGGAUCGACGAACUUAAUGACUGCAACAUCAAACCCGAAAUAUUGGUUGUUGGGAAUAAAAUUGAUUCUGCGGACGCAGUUGUGACUGCAGAAAUGUCAGAGAAGUACUGUAGACUGAGUGGAGGUCUGCGGUCAAUGCGAUGCUCUGCAAAGACGGGGGAAAACAUUGACCAAAUAUUUGAGACGUUAGUCGAGGCGAUUUAUAACAACAAAAUUAUUAUGGAACGACUUGUUGCAACACCAAAACCUUUAGACAACGCAUCACUACAACCAACACAGAAAAAGGAAGGUUGUUGCUGA
Entamoeba invadens IP1 is the source of this 621-nucleotide messenger RNA. RefSeq names its product GTP-binding protein YPTM2, putative. NCBI's taxonomy places the organism in Eukaryota, Evosea, Mastigamoebida, Endamoebidae. The transcript has 5 exons. Gene Ontology annotation, molecular function: GTPase activity; GTP binding. The record is from RefSeq and is a predicted model, not a curated record. The coding region runs from base 1 to 621 and encodes 206 amino acids.